Molecule: messenger RNA, 876 nt
Organism: Clarias gariepinus (North African catfish)
Lineage: Eukaryota; Metazoa; Chordata; Actinopteri; Siluriformes; Clariidae
Product: vitelline membrane outer layer protein 1 homolog
Exons: 4
Coding region: 61-693 (210 amino acids)
Source: RefSeq, a predicted model, not a curated record
UUUCGAGUCAGACCUUCACUAUAGAUUACAAGGAGAGACCUAUUAACCAAGUCAGCACCAAUGCAUCGGCUAGUUUGCAGUACACUUGUCAUUUUUCUGGCAUUGUUUGGAUGCCAUGUAAUGGGAAAACGAGCUCAGCGAACUGCUGACAGGCUCUAUCAGUCACUGUUAUUUGUGGAUAAUGGACAACGCUGGGGAACAUGGGGUCUUAAAGAAAUGUGUCCAAAUGGUUACUAUGCUGCAGGCUUUAGUCUUAAGGUUGCAGGUUACUGGGAAUCGUUGCUUAUUGGUGAUAACACCGCACUAAAUGGAAUCCGUCUUCACUGUGUUAACUCACAUAGAGGAUCAGGACCAUACUCUGACUACGCCACAGUACAAUCAGACACUGGAAGCUGGGGCAAAUGGACUGAUAUUCAGUGGUGUAAUUCUGGGAUGUUACAAAGUUUUCAGCUACGUGUGGAACCUUACCAAGGAACCAUGUGGGAUGACACAGCAGCAAAUAAUAUCAAGUUUAAAUGCAGUGGGGAUGAUGAGGAAAUUAAAGGUGCGGGAAUGUCUUGGGGUGACUGGGGCUCAUGGAGUGACCCCUGUACAGGAACAGGCAUCUGUGGGAUCCAGACAAUUGUAGAGGAACCAAAAGGUGUGGGAGAUGACACAGCGCUGAACGAUGUGCGAUUCUACUGCUGUGAAUAAAUUUAAUUUGUGUGUGCAUGUCUAUGCUUAGAUUCUACAAAUCUGUAGCUGUUCUGAAGGGUUAUACACCAUUAUUCUCUGUAUUUUCUGUAAUUACAGAAAUUGCUACUUUUUUGUUCAUCAGUUUCUUUUGGCUGUUCAUCUGCUAUUUUCUUCAACUCAGUAUGUGAUAUAAUAAAAACA